AAUGACCUGAGAUCAGCAGAGGGGCUGCGGCCCGAGCAACUCGACGCGAAAGUUACCGCCCAGCUUUGUGCACGCGCACGGGAGCGCGCCCUCGUCAGUGAUGGGAUCCAUGAAGUCGUUACUACAAAAAUGGCUGAUUUCCUGCCCUCCCGGACGGCGAUAGUUUGUAUCCCCAGUUGUCUGCUGUCCAGCAACGAAGUCGAACAGCAGAGGAAAUCUAAAGAGAUAGACCGGUUGAUUAAUCGGGAGAAGACGUACGUGAAGCGCCUGGUGAAGAUAUUACUGCUCGGAGCAGGCGAGAGCGGCAAGUCAACUUUCCUGAAGCAAAUGCGCAUAAUUCAUGGCCAGGACUUCGAUCAGCGGGCCAGAGAAGAGUUCCGGGCUACUAUCUACAGCAAUAUUAUCAAAGGAAUCCGAGUACUGGUGGAUGCCAGAGAAAAGCUGCACAUCCCAUGGGGAGACUCCUCUAACCAGACACACGGCGAGGUCCUGAUGGCCUUCGACACACGCUCGGCCAUGAUGGCUCAGGGAAUUGUGGAGACCAAAGUCUUCCUGCAUUAUCUGCCUUCCAUCCACACCCUGUGGGCUGACAGCAGCAUUCAGAGUGCAUACGACCGGAGAAGAGAGUUCCAGUUGGGUGAAUCAGUAAAAUAUUUCCUGGACAGUUUGGAUAGAAUUGGAGCGCCGGAUUAUUUACCAACCCAACAGGACAUACUUCUGGCACGGAAGCCUACAAAGGGCAUCCACGAGUAUGACUUUGAGAUCAAGAACGUUCCGUUCAAGAUGGUGGAUGUGGGCGGGCAGCGGUCAGAGCGUCGACGAUGGUUCGAGUGUUUUGACUGUGUCACUUCUGUGCUCUUUUUGGCGUCAUCUAGUGAGUAUGACCAGGUUCUAAUGGAGGACCGUCAGACCAACAGGCUCAUGGAGUCACUCAACAUAUUCGACACCAUCAUCAACAAUCGUGUGUUUUCUAGAGCAUCCAUCAUUCUUUUCCUUAAUAAGACAGACCUGCUGGAGGAGAAAGUACAGACUGUGUCUAUCGCUGAAUAUUUUCCUGACUUCAAUGAAGAUCCCCACAAUCUGGCCGAUGUACAGAAGUUCCUGGUGGAAUGCUUCCGUGGUAAGCGACGUGAACAGCAGGUGAAACCCUUCUACCAUCACUUUACCACAGCCAUUAACACAGAGAACAUCCGCCUUGUCUUCCGAGAUGUCAAGGACACAAUCCUGCAUGAAAAUUUGAAGCAGCUUAUGUUACAAUGACGGACUUGCCCUAAUGCUAAAGAGCUUUCCACUUUUAAUGAGGUUUUAAUUCUAGUACAAGUGAUUUAGUAACUACCCUGAAAAAAAGCAAAACCCACAGGCAAAUUAUUCCCUGCAAAGAUGUGACUACUUUCCCUCCUAAUUUUUUUUUAUUUUUUUAAAUUUUUUUAUUUUUUUUGUCGUCUGUUUUAUUCCAAUAAGCUGAGUCACUUGUCUAUAUUAUUACCAUCAGUGCCACUUUUAAUUGUUUUAUUUAAAAUGUUUCUAUAAACUAUAAAACACCACCAUGUUUGGUGAUUUAAUCGAACACACAGCAUCUCUGCUACUGUCAGUACAAUCAGUACAACACUUUUCUCCAGUCUGGAUAAUCCACUGGUGCUGAACAGAGAUUUCAUUUUGUGUUAAUUUAAAGAAUUCAUCACUUAUGACCAGCAGUUGGCCAUCUGUUCUAUUUGGCAGAUGCAACUUACACUGACACAAAGCUACUACUGCCCCACUACCACUGUUCAGACCAUUAAUGCAAAAAUAUCAAUUUUAAGAACUUUUUUAAAGAUAAUAUUUUGUGUGUUUUCAUGUCUGGACAUGCCUUAAAGUAAAGUGGUAAAUGUUAUUAGUCACACUCCAAGAUGAAUGAUAAACUGCUGAGACUCAGGGGCUGUAAAUAUACGUUAUAGACAUGUUAUUGGUGGACUUCCAUGACCGGGAUUAGAGACUCCUUUUCACCAUUUCAGGAUUCGGUGAGUCUUGUAAUAUCCCACUAUGAAAAACGUAUCCCAUAUCGGUGCACUCCAUUAUAAGGUACCUGUGUAUGUAGUACUAUUGUCUUUGUGCCGUAUAAAAGGGAAAGUCUGAAUGGUUUUUUUUUUGUUUGUUUUUUUGUUAUACAGAUUCUAUGUUGUAUAAAGCCCUUGUCUGUAGAGUCUUUGUUUGUUUGUUUUUAAAAACAAUUGCUUGUUCAUCUUUCACUUUUGCCUUAUCACUCGAAUGAAGUGCAGACAGAAUUGUGCAUUAAAACCUUCCUAAAGUGGAUUAUCACAAUUAAUGUACCAAAAUAAUAAAUGUGUACAUAUGGCUUCAGUGCAGAAGCCGCUUAGGCCAAACGGACUGUAUGCCCUAUCUAAUAAAUAAUGAACAACCUGUGUGAACAAUUUUCA
This is a messenger RNA of Silurus meridionalis, 2414 nucleotides long. RefSeq names its product guanine nucleotide binding protein (G protein), alpha 13a (gene gna13a). The coding region runs from base 130 to 1260 and encodes 376 amino acids. The record is from RefSeq and is a predicted model, not a curated record. Gene Ontology annotation, cellular component: brush border membrane; heterotrimeric G-protein complex. Gene Ontology annotation, molecular function: GTPase activity; guanyl nucleotide binding; D5 dopamine receptor binding. Gene Ontology annotation, biological process: adenylate cyclase-activating G protein-coupled receptor signaling pathway; Rho protein signal transduction. NCBI's taxonomy places the organism in Eukaryota, Metazoa, Chordata, Actinopteri, Siluriformes, Siluridae. The transcript has 4 exons.